AUGGCUUUAGUGUUAUUAGCGUUGUUGUUAUUAUGUUUAAUUUCACAAUCACAGAGAUGCUAUGGUUCAAGUUCAUUCGGUUUUGACAUCCACCAUCGCUAUUCCGAACCGGUCAAGGGUAUUUUCGGUAUUGACAAACUACCCGACGUGGGAACUCGUGAAUAUUACGUUGCUAUGGCCCACAGAGACCGCGUGUUUCACGCUCGCCGCCUCGCUGACGGCGACGAUAUUGUUCAGAAACUUCUUGCGUUUUCUCCUGAUAACUCCACCUACCGGAUUCCCUUGUUUGGAUAUUUGCAUUUUGCGAAUGUUUCUGUUGGAACACCAGCUUCAUGGUUUCUUGUUGCAUUGGAUACUGGUAGUGACUUGUUCUGGCUCCCUUGCAAUUGUACCAAAUGUGUCCAUGGUGGUAUACAGACAUCAUCACGACAGAAAAUUGAGUUUAAUAUCUAUGAUAAUAAGAGAUCAUCCACUAGUAAAAAUGUUGCCUGCAACAGCAGCUUAUGUGGGCAGCCGGCACUUUGUUCUUCUUCAUCUGGUGGCACUUGUCCAUACCAAGUUCAAUAUCUAUCUGAAAAUACUUCAACUUCUGGUUUCUUGGUGGAAGACGUGUUGCAUCUAAUUACAGAUCAUGGUGGUCAAACUAAACAGGCUAACCCGACUGUUCCGUUUGGUUGUGGGCAAGUUCAAACCGGUGCUUUUCUGACUGGGGCAGCUCCAAAUGGCUUGUUUGGAUUAGGAAUGAGUGAUGUAUCUGUUCCAAGUGUCUUAGCCAAACAAGGGCUAACUUCAAAUUCAUUUUCAAUGUGUUUUGGUGAUGAUGGCAAUGGAAGAAUCACUUUCGGUGAUAAUAAUAAUAAUAGCCUGGACCAAGGAAAAACACCAUUCAACAUUAGGCCAUUGCAUUCAACUUACAACAUCACUGUCACCCAAAUUAUUGUGGGAGGAAAUGUUGCUGAUCUCGAGUUAAAUGCAAUAUUUGACACUGGAACCUCGUUUACAUACCUAAACAACCCGGCUUAUAAGCAAAUUACUGAAACUUUUGAUUCAAACAUUAAACUCCAAAGACAUUCAGCUGAUGAUCUUCCCUUUGAGUACUGCUAUGAGCUCAGCCCAAACCAGAUGACGGUUCAAGUUCCCACUGUUAACCUAACGAUGAAAGGCGGAGACAAUUAUUAUGUCAUGGACCCAAUAGUAAUGGAUGGUAGCAGCAAUGUUCUUUGUUUGGCUGUCUUGAAAAGCAACAAUCUGAAUAUCAUAGGACAAAACUUCAUGACCGGUUACCGUAUAGUCUUCGAUCGCGAGAACAUGACUCUGCGUUGGAGAGAAUCUAACUGUUAUGAUGAACUCUCGAGUUUACCUGUUAACCGAUCGUACGCUCCUGCUGUUUCUCCUGCUAUGGCUGUGAAUCCUGCAAAAACAUCUAACCAGUCUAAUGAUCCUGAAAGAACACCAUCUAGUCAUUCAUUAAAGAUAAAACCUGCUUUUGCAUUUACAGUGGCAAUUUUUCUGCUUUUGGCCAUUUUUUGA
Messenger RNA from Lathyrus sativus (Indian pea), 1530 nucleotides. Lineage: Eukaryota; Viridiplantae; Streptophyta; Magnoliopsida; Fabales; Fabaceae. The record is from the annotation of a GenBank genome assembly.